GGUGGUGGUGGUAGUGGUAGUGUAGGUGGUGCUAGUGGUGAUGGCGUUAGAGGUAGCGAUGCUGGUGGUACAGUUGUUGGUGAUAAAGUCGAAAAAGAGUUGCUCGCGCCAUAUAUUGGACAGAAGCGAAGACUUAGCAGUGAAGAAUUUUUAGCGGUGUUGUGUGUUGAAUGAGACACCAGUGAAAAGAGGCCGCAGCAUAUUCUGCUGCCGUCUGUUGUUGUAUUCCCGGAUGUCGCCUGGUGGCAAUGGCUUCGAUUGUUGUUAUGUAAUACCUACACUGUCAAGAUGACGGAAAAAGAAUGUAAUUGGAAACUAUGCGGUUCUGUGUUCUUUGUUUUCACACUUGGCCUAAUUGUAGGCUUUGUGACAUUUUCAAUUCUGUCAGUGAUCGAGUUAAAGCGAUUACGUGCUGAAGUGUGUAACGAAGGUCUUGCCAGUUAUAUAAUCGCUAAUCCAGAGAAACCUGUAAUAUUUGCGGAUUUAUCACCCAAAGAAAUACGUUCAGUAUUCGAUUACGUUAAAAACCAGUCCGAUUUAAAUAUCGUGCAUCCAGAGAAAGUCAACAGUAUUAAUGUUAGUUACGUGAAUAAUAUCGAAUUAAUGUUACCCAAGAAAUCUGAAGUUGUUGCUUAUUUAGAAGGUAGGGCUGGACAGCCGCAAAGAAACGCUAAAGUUGUUAUCUUUCGUGGAGACAAAAGAAAACCUGUUGUUGAAGAGUAUAAUGUUGGUCCCCUACCUGAGCCGACACAGCAUACCUUACAAACAACAGUCCCAUUUUCUUUUAGACCUGCUAGCGAGACAGAGUGGCUCGUUGAAAACGACCGAUUUAUUUAUAUAUUAGAACGAGAUUUGGGUAGAAUAAUGAGAGAAAGUUACGGUUCUUCUUUGUUAAACUGUGGAGCCCGAUGCCUGACAUUCUAUUUGGCAACACCUGUUUCUUCUACCAUUACCAGAACCGAAGAAAGACUGAAGUGGAUCAUGCUUUCCUAUCAGAUGGAAUAUUCUUCUCUCUACCCUUUGGACAUGAAUAUUUUAUUGGAUUUAACAGGGAACAAUCCGACGGAUUUCUCAAUAAAGGCAAUUUGGUACGAAGGGCAACUGUUCAAAACUAUCACAGAAUUUGUUGACCGUUAUCAAAACGAUCCAUCUGUUAAAAAAGUGCGGAGGAAAUUUCCUGUUAAGAAUGGAAACUUAUUUUCUACAGCAAAUUUACGAGGCGAAACCUUUCCAACUACAGGUCAACGCCGUGUUUACCAAACAGAGCCAGACGGUAAAAGGUACCGGAUUGUUGGGUCAGAAAUUGAAUAUAUGAAAUGGAAAUUUAUCUAUAGACUAUCCCCAGUUACAGGGCCUCAAUUAUUUAAUAUACGCUAUCAGGAAGAACGAAUUAUCUAUGAACUUAGUCUCCAAGAAGUAGCUGUCCAUUAUUCAGGACAAAAUCCAGGAACAAUGCUUGCCAAUUAUUAUGAUAGCUUUGCUAUGUACGGCAGAACAAAUAACGGUCUGAUACCAGGUGCCGAUUGUCCAGAACAUUCUUUGAUGAUCCCAACUUACUAUUUUUCUGAACGAAGUAAAGACAUAGUUGAAAAGAACCCAUUUUCAAUCUGUGUUUUCGAACAAAACACUGGGAUUCCUCUGCGACGGCACCAUUCUUCAACAAAACGAUCUGGAAGAUUCUAUACAGGAAUGAUGGAUGAUGUUUUAGUCUUUCGAACAAUCACAACUGUGAUCAACCGCGAUUAUAUUUUUGACUUUGUUUUCCACCAGAACGGGGCAGUGGAAGUUCGUAGCAUCCCCACAGGUUAUAUAAUGGGGACCUACCCUAAAAGCGAUGAAAAACGUUACGGUAAUCACCUCCAUAAACACUUACACGGAAAUAUUCACCAGUAUUUAUUCAAUUACCGAAUUGAUAUAGACAUCAAAGGGAUCAAAAAUCGAUUUGAAAUGUUAAAUAUUGAAGGUGAUAAAACUGACAACCGAAAAUGGGGAGGUGAAAAAUAUUAUUAUCAAAAUAAAUUUAGGAGAAAACUUGUUUCUACAGAAAAGGAAGCUGCGUACAAAUUUGACUUUUCUAGACCGAAAUAUUUAGUCUUUAGCAACGACAAAUUUAGAACCGAACAAGGUAUUCCUAGAUCAUAUAGAAUCCAAAUUAAUUCAAUGAGCAAAGAAUUAUUACCCCUUGAUCGCGGCACUGAACGAAGUCGAUCCUGGAGUCGAUACCAAUUAGCAGUAACUGUCCAUAAAGACAAUGAGACUCGUAGCAGUUCUGAAUAUGUAACGUAUGAUGGCCUGAGACCACUUGUUGACUUUCAGAAAUAUAUUGAUGAUGACGAGAGCAUAGUUGAUCAGGAUUUGGUAGUUUGGGUAACCCUUGGAUCUUACCGAAUUCCACACAUGGAGGAUUUACCGGUGAUACCGACAGUCGGAGAACAUCACAGCUUCUUUCUGCUACCGUUUAAUUAUUUCAAUGAAGAUCCCUCCGUAGGAUCCAGAAACGCGAUUCGUAUGGAAAGGCUCGACGACGGGGAACUAAAAAUCCAACGUUACGGAGUGUCAAACAAACAACAAUGUGUUCCUAAAUCAUCUAAAUUCGAUGACCUUGUAACUAGAAACCCUAAUUUGAUGUUUGGUGCGUAAGAAACACUUCACUUUUCUUUGUGUAUGUGUGUGUGUAUAAGCGUGUAUGUAUGUGAGUGUAAGCGUGUAUGUAUGUGUGUGUGAUUUCCUUCUAAGCUAAGCCUCGAACAGCCCUUGGAUCAACAUCAGUCUAAUACCAAGAACUUCCUACUUCACAUUUCUGUUGUCAUAUAUCUACCGAUACACACAUACAGUGAGUGAAGGCGGUGAGCUGGCAGAAUCGUUAGCACGCCGGGCGAAAUGCUUUGUGGUAUUUCGUCUUCUGCUGCGUUUUGAGUUCAAAUUCCGCCGAGGUCGACUUUACCU
Octopus sinensis (East Asian common octopus) is the source of this 2946-nucleotide messenger RNA. RefSeq names its product putative amine oxidase [copper-containing]. Gene Ontology annotation, cellular component: plasma membrane. The transcript has 3 exons. Gene Ontology annotation, molecular function: primary methylamine oxidase activity; copper ion binding; quinone binding. The record is from RefSeq and is a predicted model, not a curated record. Gene Ontology annotation, biological process: amine metabolic process. NCBI's taxonomy places the organism in Eukaryota, Metazoa, Mollusca, Cephalopoda, Octopoda, Octopodidae. Bases 289 to 2640 code for a protein of 783 amino acids.